Molecule: messenger RNA, 3914 nt
Organism: Dalotia coriaria
Lineage: Eukaryota; Metazoa; Arthropoda; Insecta; Coleoptera; Staphylinidae
Product: voltage-dependent calcium channel subunit alpha-2/delta-3-like
Cellular component (GO): voltage-gated calcium channel complex
Molecular function (GO): voltage-gated calcium channel activity
Source: RefSeq, a predicted model, not a curated record
UAUUUAUAAUCCAGUCGGUCAGUGGUCGGCAUACCGGACGGGCUAAGCACGCGCGGCGAGCGUCGCGACGCUCAUGGACACGCGGCCAUGCACAUCUCGUGCAAGUGGAUCUUUGCGUGUCUCUUCGUCCUAGGCUUGCAUUCCCAUCAAACGGAGUCAUCCGAACAAGGAUUAGCUAUUGCAAAAUGGGCCGAGAAAUUAAGCAGAGAGCUGUACGAUUUGGGGAAUGCCAUCACCAAUCGCACAGCUAUGGCCAAGAGAUAUAAAACACAUAAUGCUCGUGUAGACGUGCGAAAUCCAAAUGCUUUAUUAGUUGAGAUCAAGGAAAACAUCGAGCGCAUGGUCGAUCGUAAAAUAGACGCAGUUCGAUGUAUUCAACAAGUUGCCGAAUCCGAAGCAGAAUUAUUCGAUUACACCUCGAAUAACACAGAGUAUUACUACUACAACUCGAAAUACUCUUCGGUUGAGGGUGAACCUCCCGAUGCUUUAGAAAUUCCUGACCCUAUCGCCCCAAACCGGUGGAUGUAUAUACCUAUGGUCCUUAACAACGACACACUUUACAACAUCCCUGUCAACACCACUCAUAGUUCUGUGCAUGUACCUUUAAAUAUCUACGAUAGACAUAGAAGUCCCCAACAGUAUAUUGAAUGGUCUGAGGCAUUGGAUGAGGUGUUUGUGCAAAAUUACAAAUCGGAUCCAUCAUUAUCCUGGCAGUAUUUUGGUAGUACCACUGGUGUGAUGCGCCAUUAUCCUGCCAUGAGAUGGAUGCAAGAUGAUUCCGAAAUAGAUUUUGAUUGCCGUACCCGUACGUGGUUCAUCGAAGCAGCCACGUGCACAAAAGAUGUGAUUAUCUUGGUUGAUUCUUCUGGAUCCAUGCAAGGCAUGCGUAAACACAUCGCAUCUUUGACCAUAUCCAGUAUAUUGGAUACCUUUUCAAAUAAUGACUACAUUAAUGUGAUGAACUACUCCAUGGGUACCAAUUAUACCGUACCAUGUUUCGAAGACAUGCUUGUACAGGCCACCAACGAGAAUAUAAAUACCUUUAAGAAAGCCGUGCAGAAUUUAGACCCUGAUAACAAAUCGAACUCAUCCAUUGCUCUGGAACAUGCCUUUGCUUUGUUGGAGAAAUAUCGAACCGUAGAACGAUGUGGUGCGAACAUGGAGUGUAACCAGAUGAUUAUGUUGGUCACCGAUGGUAUUGCGGGGAAUUUAAGCACUGUGUUUGAUAUGUAUAAUAGAAUUAAUAAUACUGAUGGGGUUAGUAUACCGGUGCGUUUUACAUAUCUUAUAGGUGUUGAGGUGUUGAAUGUGAAUGAAAUCAUGUGGGCAGCUUGUACGAAUAGAGGAUAUUAUUCACAUGUGGAGUCUUUGGAAGAAGUCACAGGAUCUGUAUACAAGUAUAUUCCUGUAAUAGCACGACCUUUAGUAUUACAACGUGAUGUACAUCCGGUUUCAUGGACGCACGCCUAUGCAGACACCACAUAUGACGAUGAAAAUGAUAAGGUGUUUAAUGAACCAUAUCGUCUUCUUACAUCUGUUGCCGUACCUGCAUUCGAUAAGAAAAUAAACAAUGAAAACGACACUAUGACUGCUGAACUUCUCGGAGUGGCUGCAACUGAUGUACCCAUUGAUGAAAUACGAAAAUUAACGAUGCCGUAUAAAAUUGGUGUGAUGGGUUAUGCUUUCCUCGUGAGCAACAAUGGAUAUAUCAUAAUGCAUCCUAGUUUCCGGCCGGUUUUUAAUAAAACAGUCUUAAAAGAGAAUUACAACAGUGUGGACUUUAUGGAGGUGGAACAACAUGAUGUUAACUUACCACCAAGGAAAAUAGAUCCCAAUUCGACUGUUUAUCGUUUACGGCAGGCUUUGGUCGAUGGGCAAAGUGGUUCUUUUCAUGAUGCUACUUUAAAGUAUCACUACGAUAAUAUCCGAAGGAUUACCAGACAAAGUUAUGAUUAUUAUUAUUCUCCGAUUGAGGGUACACCGUUUUCUUUGGGUCUUGCAAUGCCUGAUAAAUAUGGGAAUUUGUCUAUUGUUGUUAAGGAUGAGGUGAAGAGAGCGGCGCAUAUUGGGAAAAAUGUCACCGUGUUCCUAAAGGAAAUUUUUAAUGGUAGCAAUUGGAGGGUACACCCUAAAUGGGUGUAUUGUAAAUAUCACUAUCUAGAAGGACAUGAAUUUGAUUCUCCUGAAAAAGAGCUUCUUCAUUUUAUUGAACGAAUUAAUGGUAGCUCUUUCCUGAAACACCGGCAACACAUAGCGAAAAAUCAACACUGGGAUUCUUAUAAUCAAAUAUACGUCGAGGAUAAUGAUGAAGUUGAAUGUGGCCGUAUUACACUUGGUGAGGACGAUUACUACUGCGAUGAAGACCUCAUGCGACGUUUAAUCUUUGAUGCGAAGAUAACAAUGAAUGAUUACGAUGAUAAGUGGAAUUUUGUGACCAAACGUGAUGAAACUCUCUUGCGCUACAAUGCCACUUUGAGAUUCGUAGCGACUAUGAGUGGACUUACUCGAUGGGAGUAUAUUUUCGGGGAGGAUGAAAACAAUACAAAAAGCGAAUUUGGUGAUUGGCAUUCACGUGCAAUUGAUGAAACGUGGUAUAAAAGUGCCGUGCUUCAAAAUCAACACGAUGAUAACUCAUCAGUGUUUUCUGUGCCGUUUGAAAUCGGAGAUCAACCUGAUGUGUUAGUAACGUCUAGCUCUGCUAUAUUUUAUCAAGAUGGCGUUCAUAAAAUACCCGCGUCUGUUGUUGGCUUCCAAUUCUCACAUAAACAUUUCUACAAGAGAUUUUUGAGAUUACAACACAAGUCGUACGACGCCAAUGCUACUCCUUGUGGUGAUUUACUGGAUUGUUACGUGAUUGAUAACAGUGGAUACAUUUUAAUAUCUCCCACACUGGAUAACACCGGAAAAUUUUUCGGUGAAGUUGAAGGUGCGGUCAUGCAUUCAAUGCUGGUGGAAAAUCUAUUUGAAGAAAUCAAAGUCUACGAUUUCCAAGGUUUAUGCUUUAAUGAAUCUGCAAAAUCCAGUGAUGUUGGACGUCUUGUAACGCCUGGUAAUUUAAUUCUAAGUAUAAUCAACGGUCUCUUUGCAAACAUGUUAUGGUUUUUUAUGCGUACCCAAUUGUACCACAUGUGGGACCCGAAUUUUAUCGCUGCGGAAGACAUGUUUACUACUCCAUAUCCUAGAAUAGAUGAAGACGAUGAUGAUGAGGCUACUGUCUCAUCAGAAACCGAUGAUGAAAUUGAAAUUGUACAACCGAAAGAAGAAGAGAAGAUACGCACGUAUUACCCAUGCGAUUUACAGCGUAGUCUCUUUAUUAUGAAUCACACAAAAGUAAAGCGUGGAUACAGUGGUGAAGUACCUCGAACUUACUCUCGGCCAUUUUAUAUCAAGCACAUCCGUAACAGUAAUCUGAUUAUUGUCGCGGUGAAUGUAAGUCAUUCGCAACGUGAUAUAAACUAUACCACUGAUCCGUCGUUUGUGGAGUACCCGGUUGGAGUGGAACAUCCAUGUCAGAAGAUUGAUUUAACUACUUUACCACGACGAGGGUUAACAGAGUGCUUUAAUUCUCAUCCUGACGAGGCUUUAAUAGAUAUAUGUGGUGAAUCAAGCAAGACCUAUGCUAAUAUUCUGUUGUUUGUAUCAGGGUUAAUGAUAUUAUUUUACAUCACCUAGGAUUACAAGUUUGAGACGAGUUUGAAAAUGAUUAAAAGUUUCGGAGAAAUGCUCCAAAAUGCCGGCGGUGCUGGCUUUGUUUAUCUUGUUACAGCUGGCGGCGACCUCCAUGUUGAUCUUUGGAUUGCCACAACUGAACACACCGACUUUCUCGACCUGUAACAAUUUUUGUUAGUAUGUAUUAUAUGUAAAUUAUUGAUUUUGUUUACUUGUGAAUGAAGAGUGAGAACAGUGUUUAAAAA